This is a messenger RNA of Staurois parvus, 616 nucleotides long. NCBI's taxonomy places the organism in Eukaryota, Metazoa, Chordata, Amphibia, Anura, Ranidae. The record is from the annotation of a GenBank genome assembly.
GGACGGGAGCAGUGCAGGGUCGGGUGGCCAUUUAUAAACGACCUCCCUGCCCCCUGCUUGUGCACGCUCCCUAGGAGCGUGCAGCACCGCGAUCCGGUGCCCGCUGUGUCCUCCAGACAUAGUGGGACACCGAUCAUUAGACGGGACCUCUGUGCAAGGUCCCGAUAAUGUGAUCACUGAUUGGCCAAUCAGUGAUCACAUGCAGAGUAGUAAGCAAGAUGUCACUUCUGAUAUCAUUGCUUACUACGUGUGAAAUCUGUGAAUGAUCACAGAGAUCACAUGGUACAAGGCUGUUGUGAAUAGCCCUGUACCAUGUGACCUCUGUGAUCAUUCACAGAGUUCACACGUAGUAAGCAAUGAAGUCAGAAGUGACAUCUUGCUUACUACUCUGCAUGUGAUCACUGAUUGGCCAAUUAGUGAUCACAUGAUCGGAACCUCGCACAGAGGUCCCGUACGACGAUCGGUGUUCCACUGUGUCCGGAGGACACAGCGGGCUCCCAGGGAGCGCACACAAGCAGGGGGCAAGAAGGCCCUUUAUAAACAGCCACCCGACCCUGCACUGCCACCGUCUGGCUGUUUAUAUACAACGGCUGGACGGGAGGUGAUUAAUGCACAA